Molecule: messenger RNA, 1242 nt
Organism: Vicia faba (fava bean)
Lineage: Eukaryota; Viridiplantae; Streptophyta; Magnoliopsida; Fabales; Fabaceae
Source: the annotation of a GenBank genome assembly
AUGGAAUAUCUCUUAAAGAUUUUAUGCCUUUUUUAUUUAGUCUCUUCCAUUUUAAAACUUUUCAACUUGAUUCUUAAACGUAGAAACCAAUCGUGUUACAUAUUAGGCUAUGAGUGUUUCAAACCAAAAGAAGAAACCAAACUCAACACAAACACAUGUGCAAAAAUACUGUUUAGAAAGAGAAGCCUUGGUAUAGAGGAACUUAGGUUUCUCGUAAAAGCCAUGGUUAGUUCAGGAAUAGGUGAAAACACUUACGGUUCAAAAAACUUUCUUGAAGGAAGAGAAUCAUGUCCAACUCUCAAAGACACAUAUGAAGAAAUAGAUGAAGUCAUGUUCGAUACACUCGACAACCUUUUCAAAAAAACAUGUUUCUCUCCUUCAGAAAUAGAUAUUCUUGUUGUUAAUCUUUCAUUAUUUUCGCCAAUACCUUCAAUCACAUCAAGAAUAAUUAACCGAUACAAAAUGAGAGAAGAUCUAAAAGUGUUCAAUCUUUCAGGAAUGGGGUGUAGUGCAAGUCUUAUAGGUGGUUGUGCAAUUUUAUUGACGAACAAAACGGGGCUGAAAAAGAAAGCUAUCUUGAAACUGAAACAGAUAGAAAGAACAUAUUUCAGCACUGAUGAAGCUUACAAUUGUUGCAUAAGACUGGAAGAUGAAGAAGGUUUUGAAGGCGCUCGACUAACCAAAAGUCUUGUUAACUGUGCUGCACAAGCUUUAACAUUAAAUUUGAAGAGGAUGGUUCCAAAGAUUCUCCCACUUUGGGAACUGGUAUGGUUAUUUACAGUUUCUCUACGCAAUGGUAUCAAGAAAAUUCAGUUGAAAAAUGGAAUUGAACAUUUUUGUGUUCAUCCUGGUGGUAGAGCAGUUAUUGAUGGAGUUGGUAAAGGUUUAAUGUUGAAUGAAUAUGAUCUUGAACCAACUAGAAUGGCACUUCAUCGUUGGGGUAAUACUUCUUCUAGUGGAAUAUGGUAUGUUUUAGGGUAUAUGGAAGCAAAAAAGAGACUUAAAGAAGGUGAUAGAAUUUUGAUGAUUAGUCUUGGAGCUGGUUUUAAGUGCAAUACUUGUGUUUGGGAAGUGAUGAGAGAUUUAUCUGAUACCAAUGUUUGGACUGAUUCUAUUCAGAGUUAUCCUCCACCGUUAUUGAAGAAUCCUUUUAAGGAAAAAUUUAAUUGGCUUAAUGAUGAUUAUCUUAGCUUUGUGAGCUUUGUGAGGUUGGAUUUUAGCACAAUGAAGAUUGAUAAUUAA